Rhinolophus ferrumequinum (greater horseshoe bat) is the source of this 6971-nucleotide messenger RNA. It is a transcript of the gene KLHL36, whose product is annotated as kelch like family member 36. Bases 525 to 2156 code for a protein of 543 amino acids. The transcript is spliced from 4 exons. The record is from RefSeq and is a predicted model, not a curated record. Gene Ontology annotation, molecular function: cullin family protein binding. NCBI's taxonomy places the organism in Eukaryota, Metazoa, Chordata, Mammalia, Chiroptera, Rhinolophidae.
CCGCCAGCCGUCGGGGGGCGGGGGGCGGGCCUGCCUGGGGAGGGCCCCCAGCCCUGCGGGGGAGACCCCCGCCCGGCCCGCCCGCGGCUCCCUUUGUGCGGGGGGCAGUGGUGCAGCGGAGCCGGGGGGAGGGGCGCCGCCACCCCCGUGGGUGGUACAGGUGCGGCCUGUGCGGCUGGCCCGCGUGGCCCAGGUGAGUGUCCCAGCGUCCUGUCGCGGGCGCCGGACUGGGUCGCGUCCCGACUCCGCCUCCUCUGCCUCCUCGCAGCCGGCUCGAGCCUGCCCAGGCAGCCGUUGUGCCGGCAGUUCCGCCAGGGGGUGCCGGGUCCGAGCGAGCGACAGCGGUGUCCCCGGAGACCCUGCCGCGGGUGUACCGCUGGGCCGAGCACUCGACCACAGUGCUGCAGAGGCUGAAUGAGCAGCGUCUCCGCGGUCUCUUCUGUGACAUCGUCCUGGUGGCCGACGAGCAGCGCGUGCCCGCCCACCGCAACCUGCUGGCCGUGUGCAGCGACUACUUCAACUCCAUGUUCACCCUGGGCAUGCGCGAGGCCUUCCAGAAGGAGGUGGAGCUGAUCGGCGCGUCCUACAUCGGCCUCAAGGCGGUGGUGGACUUCCUGUACGGCGGGGAGCUGGCCCUGGAUGGCGGCAACAUCGACUACAUCCUGGAGACGGCCCACCUGCUGCAGAUCUGGACAGUGGUGGACUUCUGCUGCGAGUACCUGGAGCAGGAGGUGAGCGAGGACAACUACCUGUACCUGCAGGAGCUGGCCUCCAUCUAUAGCCUCAAGCGGCUGGACGCCUUCAUCGACGGCUUCAUCCUGAGCCACUUCGGCACGCUGUCCUUCACGCCCGACUUCCUGCAGAACAUCUCCAUGCAGAAGCUGUGCCUGUACCUGAGCAGCAGCGACGUGCAGCGGGAAUGCGAGCACGACCUGCUGCAGGCCGCCCUGCAGUGGCUGACGCAGCAGCCGGAGCGCGAGACCCACGCCUACCAGGUGCUGGAGCACAUCCACUUCCCCCUUAUCCCCAAGAACGACCUGCUGCACCGCGUCAAGCCAGCCGUGUGCUCGCUGCUGCCCAGGGAGGCCAACUGCGAGGGCUUCAUCGAGGAGGCCGUGUGCUACCACAACAGCCUGGCGGCCCAGCCGGUCAUGCAGACCAAGCGCACGGCGCUGCGCACCAACGAGGAGCGCCUGCUGUUCGUGGGGGGCGAGGUCUCCGAGCGGUGUCUGGAGCUCAGUGACGACACCUGCUACCUGGAUGCCAAGAGCGAGCAGUGGGUCAAGGAGACACCCCUGCCGGCCCGGCGGAGCCACCACUGUGUCGCCGUCUUGGGGGGGUUCAUCUUCAUCGCUGGUGGCAGCUUCUCGAGGGACAAUGGAGGGGACGCAGCAUCCAAUCUUCUUUAUAGGUAUGACCCCCGCUGUAAACAGUGGAUCAAGGUGGCCUCCAUGAACCAGCGCCGCGUGGAUUUCUACCUUGCUUCCAUUGAAGACAUGCUGGUGGCCGUCGGUGGCCGGAAUGAAAACGGAGCUCUCUCUUCUGUAGAGACUUACAGUCCCAAGACUGACUCCUGGUCCUACGUGGCCGGUUUGCCAAGGUUCACGUACGGCCAUGCAGGCACCAUCUACAAAGACUUUGUGUACAUCUCGGGGGGCCACGACUACCAGAUCGGCCCUUACCGCAAGAACCUGCUGUGCUACGACCACCGGACGGACGUGUGGGAGGAGCGGCGGCCCAUGACCACGGCGCGGGGCUGGCACAGCAUGUGCAGCCUGGAGGACCGCAUCUACUCCAUCGGGGGCAGUGACGACAGCGUGGAGUCCAUGGAACGCUUCGAUGUGCUGGGCGUCGAGGCCUACAGCCCGCAGUGCAACCAGUGGACCCGCGUGGCCCCGCUGCUGCACGCCAACAGUGAGUCGGGGGUGGCCGUGUGGGAGGGCCGCAUCUACAUCCUGGGCGGCUAUAGCUGGGAGAACACGGCCUUCUCCAAGACGGUCCAGGUGUACGACCGUGAGAAGGACAAGUGGAGCAAAGGCACCGACCUGCCCAAGGCUAUCGCUGGCGUGUCCGCCUGCGUCUGCGCCCUGAAGCCGAGGCUGGAGGACAAGAAGAAGAAGGGCAAGGCCAGGAGGCACCAGGACCGGGACCAGUGACCCCACCCUCGCCUGCUGGGACCCCCGUCCCCACCGCCACCUCCCAGAGUAUCUGUAGGCCAGCAACAACUUUGUAGAACCCUGGACCCACGAUGUACCACUUAGCGGCUUUUUUUACUUUUAUGAUUCUUGGUAUUUCUAUAUCACCGUAAUCAAUUAAAUAUUCUAUGUAACUUUACUUAUUAUCUUGCUUGAAUAAUUAAACCUAGGCCCAGGCAGGAAAUAACCCCCUUACGUCUGUCUACGCAGGGCUUCUCCCCACAUUACAAAUGCUUGGGGCUGCCCCUCUCCAUCCCCCUGAAAGUAGCUAAGGCAGGGUCUAUGCAGAAAUUUUUGUAGUGAAACUUGAGGCUUUAGUGGGGACGGUUCUGACCCCCUCGUCAAUGCCUCCCCAAACCUGGCUGAGCUUUUAAAAAUACAGAUGCCUGGGCCUCAUCUCAGAAUGAUCGCGUCUAAAACUACCAGGACUGGUGGGGGGAAGUGGCUGAAAACUGUAUCUUAACCAGUUCCUGGAAUGACUGAGCAUCAACCACGUUUGGGAGUCACUGGCAAGGCCAAGUGCAUUCGUUUUUAUAAGUAGGGACACCGAGACCCCAAGAGGGUGAGUCGGUGACCAAGGGUCACCAGCUGGCUGAACAGUCAGGCGAGACCUGGGACUUCUCACCAGGAAGCUGUUCCCACUGGGAUUUUCUUACCCGGUGACUUGUUACCGAAUAAUCCCAUUUUUCCUGGUUGGUAAUCUUCCUGAAUUCUAAAAGGGUACAGGUAAUCAGGGAGGAAAGGGGGGAAAGGCAUGAUGUUCUUUAUAAACAUUAUUCUAUAAUUUGGGCUUUUUUUUUAACUUUCUUUUUUCUGGAACCCACUGUUUCUUAUAUCACUGAUGUACUGAGCCCCCCACCCCCCGAUGUACAUUUAUUUCUCAGGAAAGGAAAAGGGAGCACCCCCUAGAAUUCGCCAUUGUCUUCUGUGACUCCAGCUCCGAGGAGCCAUCGAAAGCGUUUUUCCCAGUGAGCGCUCGUCAAUCCCUAAGGUUGGCGAGUGCCUCCCCCCACUCAAGCAACAGACCCCAGUCCCAGCCUUCUGCUGCUUAGUCGUUUUGUGCCACUGGGCAAAUUCUUGAACAAGUUUUGAGCUGUUUUCCUCAUUCAUUAAGCGACAGGGUUCGAUGAAAUAAUCACCAGGCUCCUCCGAGGGGUGAAGCUCUUUCAGUCUAUAUAAGCUAUUAGAAUAUAUUCAGCACCUCCUUCUGAGAUGUGUGACCGCCCUGCACUGAUUCCUGCAGUGACUAGGACGUCGAGAGUGCGGGCCCUUGAAGGCGAGUGUGAGACUACCAGCCACGUCACUGUGUAACUCAAAGUAUGAUGGGAGAACAGGCGCGUGGUGGGUUUUAACCAUGAGCCAAGGGAGGCAUUAGUGAAUUACCUUGGCAAAGAUCUGAUUGCAGAGAUGAGAAAACUUCAAGAUGUAUUAUUCACAUUGAUAUUAGAAUAAGCUCAGUUUGUUUUUGUCUCUUUACUGCACUUCCUUUCCUUUCCUUCAAGGUGUACCUUGAUUAGGCCUAUUUCUGUAGUGACCAGGAGAGCGGAGAGUGACUUGGGCAUUGAAAGCUUCAGUACUCAAAUCAUGGCCCUCUACUGCUAGUUGGGCAAGCGGUCUGCGCAUUGAGCUGGUUCCUUGCAUGUGGGAGUCGCUAAAGGCUUAUACAAACUGUGGAGAAGUUCUGCAUGAACUAUUACUCUUCCAUCAACCCAGCAGCUCCAAACUUCUUCUAAUCUCAUACCUAGUUCCAGGCCUCCCUGAAACACAUUUUGCAGAACUUCUGCCAACUUGGGGAUAGUUUAGCCGCUUGCAAUUCCAGAAUAGGGUUCAUUACUUGAAGACCCUUUACAAGGCAUGGAACCUGUGGCCUGUUCUCCCCGGCUCAGCUCCGGUCAUGAACAAAGAGGUGGCGCUCAAGCAGAUUCCAGGGGCAGAUGGGGAAGAGCUCAUAGAAAGACUAUUCGUGCUUUGGGAAGCCAGAUGGCUUUGACCUUGGGGAAAGGACAGCCAUCAGUUUUUAACCUAAGCCAGCUGUUUCAUUUUCAAGUACCAGAACAUGUCCCAGGAUGCGGGCCUCUGGCCUCUGUUUCGACUUCUUGUGCCUUUUGGGUUACUUACAGUGUCCCGCCCCUGCUAUCUUGGGUUGCCUGUCCUGCCACUGUGAAGGCAGUUUGCUGUACACGGCUUAGAAUCUCAUAUUAUUGAGGUCGGGGGAGCGUUCCUUUAAAGGUAGGCUUGAGCAUUACGUUUCCUCGUGUGGACCAACUUUGGAUGAUUGAUGGUGGCUCCACUUACAAUAAGAAAGUUUUUCAAGCUUGUUCAAGGUCAAAGGAAGGCAGCGCGAUACCAGUGAGCAGUGUUUGCCUAGGCAUAGAGAGCGAAGUGGUGGGGCGCACAGCAAGCAGGCUUUUGCUGUUCACGUGUUCAGAUGGAAAUCAAACUAAGAAUGGAAGAAAAGGGUUUUUAACUCAGAUGGGCAGAGCUCGGGGAUGUACUUAGUUAUGCGGGUCGCCAUUCGAACUGCCAAAUCAUGAUGGUGUCGUUUCAAACCUAAGGAACAAAGGCCCAGAUGCUUGCAGGCGGACAUCUUGAGAUGAAAACAGCAAUAUCUGCCCUUAACGUUGCCAAAUUGUCAAUUCUCUGAGCGGAACGUUGAGAAUAUCUGGAUCAUUGUUUUGAUCUUUCAAAAUAAGCAUGGUGGGCUUUUAUUCAGCUUUUGUUUUUCUCACUUUUAAAGAACUAGAGUUUGUAACGUCGUAGCAAUUGUAGGUUUUGAGUUUGAUCCUCAUGCCGGUCACGUUUGCUUCAGUUUAUGUUUGCUUAAGACAUAAAUGUAUAAUAAGAGAAGGAAGGAGACAGAAAAGCUGGAGAAACCCUUUUUCCGUAGGGUGGUCUUUCUGCUGUUGAAGACAUACAGAGAUUGUCUCAGCAACUUACUUGUAUGGAUGGCGCAAUCAGUGUUUUUAACAUUCUGCCAUUUUAGAUAGACUACCAGGUAGGACUUCCCAAUCUGGAUCUCAGCAGAAAAUCUCAUGUGUGUGUUAUAUUCUGAACGUCCCUCCCCUGGCCCCUAAUUGAUAAGGCAACCUCAUGAAGACUUAAUAGAAAUCCCGGAAACCAACCCUAAGGGGUGUUCAGUUUUGGGUGGAAACCCAAACACCAAAAGGGGUGGAGUCCCUCCCCACUCUGUGAGUUCAGGUGAGUUCACCUGUGGUUCAAAGUACCUGGCCCCAAGGCCAGGAGUUUGGUGAUUUGAGCAAUGUGGGAAGUGAGAGCACCUCUGCCCCACCCGCUUGGAGAGUUACCAGCCUUUAUCUCUCACCUGGCCAUCCGUGGCACGCUGCAGCCUGAGCAGCACCUCCCAGGCCUUUCAGCUCUCGGAGCUUUUGGCUAGAAUCUCAGACCACUGGUCCCGAACCUGGAGGGGCAGUUCCAGCCAUGGCCUGACAUCCUCACUGUCUCUGUGGAUUCUGAAUGUCUUCAGAGGGGGGGGGGAAGCAGUGUCCUGGCCUCCAGGACAAACCUCUGGAGCAUAGGGCAGCUCCAUGGGCACUUGGAGAUCCUGCCCUAUGCGUCUGCCAAUGCUGGCAGUUUUUAAAGUUUUUUGAAAUGUUUUGAUACUUUUUUUAUACCAUUUGCUAAUAACCAUUUUGUAGGUUGCCUGCCGGGGUUUUCCACCUCACCCCCGACCUCCACCCCUUUAAGCUUGCACUAGACAGGAAAUGUCUUGUGGUCAGUGCCAGGAUUUCGUCCGCCUUGUGUGGUUUUGUCUUGGAUCUUGCCCUCCUCCGUGGCUGUGAUCUGAUACAACUCUUGCAUUUUGUAAGGCCACACGUGGCCUAUGAGUAUGACCGACUUAGGCUCCCAACUGAGCAAGAGGGCACUGAUUUGCCAAGAGGACACUCUCACUUCCUAGACAUGUUCCACACUUCUUCCGAAGCUCCUACCUCAGCAGUGUGCAGAGUUGAAAAAAUACCUGAGGACUGAUCCACAGAUCACCUUUCUCAUACGGGUCAUUUCUCAACCCAGGGCAUAGCUGGGGUCCUGAUCCACUCCCGUCCACUCCUUCUUGUAAAGAAAUUUUAACAUGAAAUCCACAAAAUCUGUCACAGUGAACCAUGCUGCACUUUAUAGAAUUGCCCUCAGCUUUGGACUUGUUCUUUUCUUUGUAGGGUUUUUUUGUUUUUAAUAAAAUGUGUGGCUUCUGAGGAUGUUUUGGGGUCUCAAGAAAUUGUCUUUUGGUUGCCUUCGUUAAAAGAGUUGAAUGAAUGUACAAAUUGGUGGGGCGGGGGCGAGCAGAGGGGAUGAACCCUUCUUCCAUGUCAGUUUUCUUUGAGAAAAGGAACUCCACCCUUUCAAAAUUACUUGAAGCCAUCUUUCCAGGUUUCCUUGCAGUUUAAAGAAGUAUAAAGUCCUUUGGAUCAAUUGAAGUUAAUCAUUACCACCAGCCUUCUGUCAAAAUUAGUAAGAUAUUUGACCAUUAAUUCAUUGGGUAUGUUCUGGCUACUAAUGUUACCGAAAUCUGUAAUCGCAUGUGUUUGUUUUUUAAUUUGUUGCUUUUGUAUUUGUAACUUUAUGACACUCGAAGCUUUUCUGUGUCUUCUUUUUAAUGAAUUUUCUGCACGUUGAUUUUUUUCCUUUGUUUUUAAUUCCAUACAGAGUAUUCAGUUCCCAAAACACAUUAAAAUGAUUUGCCUGCUAGGGUAUGGCUUAUUUUAUAAUUAUGUUCCUAGUCUUGUGUGGUUACUGUAAUGCUCUUCAGUCUUAUUUUCUGUG